UUUAUCUUUGAAGUCAUCAUAAUUCUGCUCUCUCUCUCUCUCUCUCUAUAUAUAUAUAUCUUUCUGCCGGUGACGAUCACAAGUUCACAUCAGGCUACCGGAAGCUAGCUUGGAUCGUCGAUCGGAAGUCUGUCUUUAGCGCCGUGAAAGAUGAACACCGAAUAUGAUUACCUCUUUAAGCUUUUGCUGAUUGGAGAUUCAGGUGUUGGCAAGUCCUGUCUUCUUCUUAGGUUUGCUGAUGAUUCAUAUCUGGAUAGCUACAUUAGCACUAUUGGAGUUGACUUUAAAAUCCGGACAGUCGAACAGGAUGGCAAAACCAUAAAACUGCAAAUCUGGGACACUGCUGGGCAAGAACGAUUUCGCACGAUCACAAGUAGCUACUAUCGCGGGGCACAUGGAAUUAUUGUGGUUUAUGAUGUGACAGACCAGGAGAGCUUUAACAAUGUCAAACAAUGGUUGAAUGAGAUAGAUCGAUACGCCAAUGAACAUGUGAACAAGCUUCUCGUUGGUAACAAGUCUGACCUUACUUCACAGAAGGUUGUGUCUUACGAGACAGCCAAGGCUUUUGCUGAUGAAAUUGGUAUCCCUUUCAUGGAAACUAGUGCCAAGAACUCGACAAAUGUGGAACAGGCAUUCAUGGCCAUGACUGCUGAUAUCAAGAACAGGAUGGCAAGCCAACCGUCGGUGAACACAGCUAAACCAUCAACGGUUCAGAUUCGUGGACAACCGGUGAACCAAAACACGGGUGGUUGCUGCUCUUCGUAAAGAUAAGGAUCAUAGUGUUGGUUCCUAUUGGUUGAUGGCUUUGUCAAGAAUUAUAACUAUUGAUGCACUUCUGGUGCCUAGAUGUGUGAAUUUACCCAUUGUAAACCUAGUUUCAUUUCUUUAAAUGUCAUUAUUUGUGAAUAAGGCAGACAGACAAAAAAACACUUUCAAAUGUUUUCAAUUAUUCGAAAAACUAGUAACAUUU
Molecule: messenger RNA, 970 nt
Organism: Impatiens glandulifera
Lineage: Eukaryota; Viridiplantae; Streptophyta; Magnoliopsida; Ericales; Balsaminaceae
Product: GTP-binding protein YPTM2
Exons: 8
Coding region: 151-765 (204 amino acids)
Molecular function (GO): GTPase activity; GTP binding
Source: RefSeq, a predicted model, not a curated record